GUAUUGAGAAUGGUCCACAAUCCAAACCAUAUCCUGCCAGUGGUGGACCAUUUAAACUUGUGCAUGGGGUAAAUGGUAGGUGAGUGGCAAUAGUAAUGGAUAGUAGAACUGCAGUGGGUAACAAUGAGAAACUCAGUGACUUACAUGGUCAGUGUACUCGGGAAAACACAUGAGUGCACUGCAUGAGUGUGUGGAUGUCUGAUGCUCCUCAGAGCAGAAUGCAGGAUAACGCUGUAGGGAGAAGGCCCCCAGGGCAGUUGCUAUGACAACGGGAAAACGCUCCCCGUCCUUCUGUUCCACGGUCUCCUGGCAACAGCGCAACACAAGCUCAGACCGACACAGAACCCGGAAGGAACCGAACGGCUCGCGACACCGCAAACAAAUUUAAAUGUAAAGAUCCUGGAUUAUUUUUCGUCGCCUAAUUUAGCAAUUAACAAAAAGCAGACUGGCUAUACCUCACCAACAAUGGAUACACUCUCUCUCCGUUUGUUGCAUAAGGACGACCCGCGUUUUCAGCUGAAAGUGGAAAACAGGCUGGAAAAUAUUUUUGUAACGCAGUUAGAGGACCACGGUGUUCCUCAUAGCAGAGCAGAGGGAGAGAAUGUCAACCACAUCCCUGUCAUAACAGAGUCAUCUAACAGAAUCCUGAAAACGGGUGUCAACACUCUUCAGAGGACGCUGGUGCUGAAGACGCAGGUGCAGCUGGAUGAGGUAAACAGGCAGUUAAUGCAGAAACGGCUCGAGUUCAAAGAUCGUAUGCAGGCUCUGGAACAGAGAAGGGCAGCACUUCUGGAAAAACAGGAAGAAACAAAAGAGAGUGCAAUGAGGUUUGAAAGGUUUGUGGAGGAAAACGAGGUAAAGCGACGGCGUGCCCUGAAGAAAUACCAGCUAGAGAAAAAAGAGAAUGAGCUGAGGGAGGAGGAGAAAUCCAAACUAUAUAAAGAACUUGAGCAGCUUCAGAUCAGACAUCAACAACUAAAAGAACGGGUUGUUAAAUAUAAGAUUUAUGAAGAGUAUAUGAUGAAGAUUCUAGAUUUACUACCAGAGGCUUAUUCAGAAUAUGGUUCAGAUUCUUUGGCGAUGCCCAUCAUCAGACGCUACGAGACCUUGUCCAUCACUCAGCAGGACUUGUUGCAACGUCUCACCAGUCUGGCAGAGGAACUAGACCGAGGCCGAAGCAAACUGGACUCACUCAAACUGGAGCACAGUACGAGCAGAUUUAUGUCCAAUAAGGAGUUGUCAGAACUGCAGACCCAGUGGGAUCAAAUUAGAGAGAAGAAUAAACAACUGAAGAUGAACCUGUAUAUUCAACAUGACCAGUCCCGAGACCAGAUUGAGGAGACUGGGUGUCUUUUGCUAGCGGUGAAGAAUCUUGCACAGCAAUGCCACCUGCAACACUAUGGACCUUUACAAGAAAUGGACUCGCUGACCAUGAUGGACAUGAUAAAGGAGUUCAUUCUGGAGAUGGUGGAUACAGAGAGGAGAGCACUGCAGAUGACAGACUCCAGUAGAACUGAUGAAGAGGAGCAGACACAGAGGAAGAAAAGGACCAGCACUGACUGUAAACAGUUCCAGUAAAGUUAACCUAAAGCGCAAUAGCAAAAACAGUGAAAGUGAACUGCUGAGCUCCUCCAAGACGAUGUCAUAAAACACAUUUGUGACUGAUAAUAAGAGACUUUAAUCAAAGAAUCAGCUAUUCUUAACCCAAACUUGAGGUCAAAAAAUAAAGCAAUAUUUACCAUU
Molecule: messenger RNA, 1743 nt
Organism: Pangasianodon hypophthalmus (striped catfish)
Lineage: Eukaryota; Metazoa; Chordata; Actinopteri; Siluriformes; Pangasiidae
Gene: ccdc197
Product: coiled-coil domain-containing protein 42 homolog
Source: RefSeq, a predicted model, not a curated record